AUGGUACUAGCGGAUUUAGGUCGUAAAAUUACGACCGCCUUGCAGUCUUUAAGCAAGGCAACAAUUAUUAAUGAAGAGGUCUUAAAUGGAAUGCUAAAUGAUAUUUGUCGGGCACUCAUUGAGGCUGAUGUUAAUAUCAAAUUAGUUAAAUCUCUCAGGGAAAAUGUUAAAUCUGUUAUUGACUUUGAUGAAAUGGCUGGUGGUCUCAACAAGAGAAGGAUGAUCCAAAGUGCAGUAUUUAAAGAGCUCGUUAAAUUAGUAGACCCAGGAGUAAAGCCAUAUCAACCCAUUAAAGGCAAACCAAAUGUUAUUAUGUUUGUUGGUUUACAAGGUUCUGGUAAAACAACCACUUGUACUAAACUAGCUUAUCAUUAUCAAAAAAAGAACUGGAAAUCAUGUUUGGUAUGUGCAGAUACAUUCAGAGCUGGUGCAUAUGAUCAGGUAAAACAGAACUGUACAAAGGCUAGGAUACCCUUCUAUGGAAGUUACACAGAAGUUGAUCCUGUAGUCAUAGCCCAGGAUGGUGUUGAUAUGUUUAAAAAGGAAGGUUUUGAAAUUAUAAUAGUAGAUACAAGUGGUAGACACAAACAAGAAGAAUCAUUGUUUGAAGAAAUGUUGGCAGUUUCUAAUGCUGUGAGACCAGACAAUAUUAUUUUCGUCAUGGACGCCACAAUUGGUCAAGCCUGCGAAGCCCAAGCAAAAGCCUUUAAAGAAAAAGUAGAUGUAGGAUCUGUAAUUAUCACAAAAUUGGAUGGACACGCAAAAGGAGGUGGUGCACUCAGUGCUGUUGCAGCCACAAACAGUCCAGUUAUAUUCAUCGGUACAGGAGAGCACAUAGACGAUUUAGACCCGUUUAAAACAAAACCUUUCAUUAGUAAAUUAUUGGGGAUGGGUGACAUAGAAGGUUUAAUUGACAAAGUAAAUGAAUUAAAGUUGGAAGAUAAUGAAGAAUUAUUAGAAAAAAUUAAACAUGGUCAAUUUACGCUCAGAGAUAUGUAUGAACAGUUUCAAAAUAUAAUGAAGAUGGGACCUUUUUCACAAAUUAUGGGUAUGAUCCCAGGAUUUAGCCAAGACUUUAUGUCAAAAGGAAGUGAACAAGAAUCCAUGGCACGAUUAAAAAGAUUAAUGACAAUAAUGGACAGUAUGAAUGAUUAUGAGUUGGACAACAGAGAUGGCGCAAAAUUGUUUACUAAACAAGUUGGAAGAGUGGUCAGGGUUGCACAGGGAUCUGGUGUAACAGAAAGAGAAGUAAAAGAUCUCAUCACGCAAUACACAAAGUUCGCAGCGGUAGUAAAGAAAAUGGGAGGCAUCAAAGGUCUCUUCAAAGGUGGCGAUAUGGCUAAAAACGUUAACCACAACCAGAUGGCGAAACUUAAUCAACAAAUGGCAAAAAUGAUGGAUCCUAGAGUCCUCCAACAAAUGGGCGGCAUGGCAGGUUUGCAAAAUAUGAUGAGACAACUCCAAGCAGGCGCAGCUGGUGGUUUAGGGGGCUUAGGUAAUCUUAUGGGGGGUUUUGGUAAUAAAUGA
This is a messenger RNA of Diabrotica balteata, 1527 nucleotides long. The record is from the annotation of a GenBank genome assembly. NCBI's taxonomy places the organism in Eukaryota, Metazoa, Arthropoda, Insecta, Coleoptera, Chrysomelidae.